Molecule: messenger RNA, 1056 nt
Organism: Amblyraja radiata (thorny skate)
Lineage: Eukaryota; Metazoa; Chordata; Chondrichthyes; Rajiformes; Rajidae
Product: caspase-14-like
Exons: 6
Coding region: 178-900 (240 amino acids)
Biological process (GO): proteolysis; positive regulation of neuron apoptotic process
Cellular component (GO): cytoplasm; cytosol
Molecular function (GO): cysteine-type endopeptidase activity
Source: RefSeq, a predicted model, not a curated record
UCCCCCUCUCUCUCCCCUCUCCCCACCCUCUCCAUUGAUACACAGGUGACCACUGGUUUGCCUCCUACAGGUGAAGACAGCGUGCCUGUACCUGGAGCCCCCACCUUGGGCAAUGAGGCCCCCACCCCCUCCUCCACACCUGCCCCACAGGUACAUGACCAGGAGGAACAGUAUGAUAUGUCUGGACUGAGAAAGGCCUUAGUGCUCUGCAUUAAAGAAGGUAGGCCUGGAGCCGAGAAUGAACUGAAAAUUCUCAAAACCUGCUUGGAGGAAUUAAACUUCCAAGUGAGCGAGUCCAUCGAUCCGCUCAGAAAGGAUAUCCUGGCCUCUCUGGAGAAGUAUCGGGAUGAGAUGGACCCUCGAGUCUGUUGCUCCUUUGUCUUCAUUCUCGCUCACGGGAAAGAGGGAAAGAUUUGCGGGUCUGAUAACGCAACCGUUGAUAACGCAGACGUUGAUCUGGAAGACGUCUUUAAGAUGUUCAAUAAUAAGGAGUGUCCCCAUCUGCAGUACAAGCCCAAAGUCUUCGUGUUCCAAGUCUGUCGUGGAGGCAAGAAAGAUUCUGGCGUGCACUCCGGAUAUCGUUCCAUGGGGUCCGAGCCUGAACUACUGCCCACCAUCUCCGACACCUUCACUGUUUACCCAUCUCAACCAGGUUUUGUGGCAUAUCGGAACACAACGUUUGGUUCGUACAUGAUCCAGGAGAUGGGGAAAGUCUUCAAGAACCUGGCAGAUAAGAAGCACCUGUACGACUUGUUUGUGAAGGUGAAUCAGGAAAUGGUAAAAAUAAACUUUAAAGUCGAAGACAAGACCAAGAAAUUUGAAUACAAUAGAAAGAAGACAUGCCUGGUGAUGGAGUCUACUCUGACCAAGUUGGUCUACCUUAAAGUUCCCAAGCCAUGAAAUACUUUGUGGAAGCACAAUCAGCUUUCAAAAUCCUCUCAACCCUCAAAAUCUCUCUGGAGCUGCGAGAUUUUUCGCAUCAACCUAACACCUUGAGUAGAACGAUUUAAAUCUGUACGCAUUCUAAUAAACUCACAAUAAAUUAAACCAAUGUAA